This is a messenger RNA of Amaranthus tricolor (Joseph's coat), 2246 nucleotides long. RefSeq lists its product as uncharacterized. NCBI's taxonomy places the organism in Eukaryota, Viridiplantae, Streptophyta, Magnoliopsida, Caryophyllales, Amaranthaceae. The coding region runs from base 322 to 2067 and encodes 581 amino acids. The record is from RefSeq and is a predicted model, not a curated record. The transcript is spliced from 2 exons.
AGGGGACUCGUCCUCAAUUAUCAUGACUCAUGAGUAACAUACUAACAUUCCACUCUGAACUUUACUCUGAAUAAUUCCUACACAAAAACACUAUUUUCUUUUCUCUUUCCAUUUGAAAUCCUACCUGUCAGGACUCUUCAAAACUUCCAUAAUAAACCAAAAAAGGAAAAAGAAGGAAAAACUGAUGAACAAGAACAAGCCAUUUCUAAGAAUGCCCUAAACCUUUUGGAUCUAACCCUUAAUUUGAAAUCCAACCCACAUUUUAUCUCAAAAAUCCCAUUUUGUUUAUGUUAAUAGUUUCGAUUAAGUAGAAAAAUUAAAAUGAGGGUGUUAAGUGAAUCUUGGUGUUUUUGCAAUGGUGGAGGGAAGUCUGAGAGACUUAAGGCUGCCAUUUUUUCUAGUAAAAGCUCAGCAAUUGCUAAACUCUCUAUUCCCUCUGCUUAUUCUGCUUCUGGUAGAUCUGUCGGUGGUAAUGUAGAAGCUUCUGGAACUGGGUUUUUGAUUCAUAAGAACCUUCUUUUGACAACACAUGUCAAUCUUCCUUCUGUUAAUGCUGCUGAGUCUGCUGAGAUCCGGCUUCAAAAUGGCGUUCCUGCUACUCUUGUUCCUCACAGGUUUUUCAUCACUAGCUCUGUCCUUGAUCUAACUAUCGUCGGCUUAGAUACCAUUGAAGGAGAUACAGUUGCACAUGGUCAGCAAACUCAAUGCUUCAAGCUUUGUUCUAAACCAAGCCUUGAAUUGGGCAACAUUGUAUAUCUUCUGGGACAUGCCGAAAAAAGAGAACUGACAAUCGGCGAAGGUAAAGUCGUGAUAGCUACGGAUAAUCUUAUAAAACUGUCAACUGAAGGUUUUACUUGGAGCCCUGGUUCUGCCGGUUUUGAUUCACAAGGAAACCUCGCAUUUAUGAUCUGCGAUCCAAUGAAGCUAGCAACUUCGCCAAACACUAAAUCUUCAUCAACGUCUUCGUCUUCAUCGGCUUCUUGGAAAAAGGAUCUUCCGAUGCAAUUUGGUAUCCCUAUGCCCAUCAUAUUGGACUGGUUAAAUCAGCACUGGGAAGGCAGCCUAGACGAUCUUAGCAAACCGAAGUUACCAUUAAUGCGGUUGGUCUCGGCUGGCCAUAGAAGUGAGCAUUCGUGUGCGUCCUUUACGAUGAGACAAGUUUUCAAGGCUACUGAGGAAAUCGAGGGCACUGCAUCGUCUUCGAAUACUGUAUCAAAACCCAAAGACCAGUCUGGACAAGGGUGUUCUGCAGCUGCUCAAACUAGCGAGGACGAAAAACCGAUCAUGCAACCACAUGCUAGCACGACUCAUCUUCAGGGAAUUCCAACCCCGGAAAUAUAUGAAUCACCGAAAGUGACCGCAAACCCAGUGAAGAAAACAGAAACGACACAAGUCCCACUUUUAGAUAUCAAUUUCCCGCCAAGGAUAGUGAAAGCUCCUCAUGCCCAUAGAUCAAUGGAAUUGCUUCCUGGUACGGGUGAGAAUUGUGUGAAUGAAGUUCCAUUACCGGGUUUGCACAAAGUGACAGAAAAAGAGCCUGUGCAGACGCGGAUAGUAAAAGAGGAAAAGCUGAUGAAGGAUACAGGUGCUGCAAUGGAGGAAACUAGCUCAACUGGUUCUGUCGGGAAUGCACCAAGCGAAGGGCAAUCGAGCUCUUCACCCAUUGAUGUAUCGGGUAUGAGAGACGCGGAGAGUAGUGAAGGAGAGACGUUGUAUUCAGCAGAAACCGCUGAAAGUAGAAACUAUACGAGCCCUAGGGAAGGAAGGUUUCAACCUGUUGGGAGGAGCCAAAGUUGUGUGAGUUACAAUCGGUGGGGUCCUGUUCACCGAAAUCCUGCUGCCCGAAGAACCUCAUUGGAAAAACAGAGAAGUUUUAUGCAACCGAGAAAGACUUACUCGCAAGGAACUCCGUCUCAUAAGACAAUGGAUUAUUUCAGUCCGACAGUCUCUUCCAUUAUGAAGAAACGGAACAUGGAGCAGCAACAACAGCAGCAGCAGCCGCAGCCACAGCCGCCAAGCAGGCCUCGGCCUAGUGCAGUGCAUUCUUCGCCGAGGUGGAAUUUUUGAGGUACCUACUGAUUGUGAAAUGUAGAACAUAAAAGGUAUAUAUGUUAUAAAACUAUUUUGUUGUUUACAUUCUAUUAUACUUUACUAUUUUGUUGUCAACCUUAUAGACAUCCACUCUUGAGUAAUAAGAAAAAUAUGAGAAAUUUCAGACCCUGCUCAUAGUCUCUAUGAGCUAGAUA